This is a messenger RNA of Pogona vitticeps (central bearded dragon), 2876 nucleotides long. Lineage: Eukaryota; Metazoa; Chordata; Lepidosauria; Squamata; Agamidae. The record is from RefSeq and is a predicted model, not a curated record.
AACUAUCGCUGGAAUUUACCAUGGUCCUUUAUAUGUCAUCUAAAGCAAGAACAGCAGCAAAACUCCCAGAACAUGACAUCAGCUACUGAUUUUGACCAUUUGGAGAUUCAGCAGCAGUACAGCCGGAUCAAUGCUCGCUGGGAUGCCUCUGAUGAUGAGCUGGACAAUGACAACAGUUCUGCCAGGCUCUUCGAGAGAUCCCGCAUCAAAGCUCUGGCAGAUGAGCGGGAAGCUGUACAGAAGAAAACCUUCACCAAAUGGGUGAACUCUCACCUGGCACGUGUAACCUGUCGCAUUUCUGAUCUCUACCAGGACCUCCGAGAUGGCCGGAUGCUAAUCAAACUGCUGGAAGUGCUUUCUGGAGAGCUGCUGCCUAAGCCCACCAAGGGGCGAAUGCGAAUCCACUGCCUGGAGAAUGUGGACAAGGCUUUGCAGUUCCUCAAGGAGCAACGUGUGCAUCUAGAGAACAUGGGAUCUCAUGACAUUGUUGAUGGCAAUCACCGUUUGGUGUUGGGUCUCAUCUGGACAAUUAUCUUGCGCUUCCAGAUCCAAGACAUCAUUGUUCAGACUCAAGAAGGCCAGGAGACCCGCUCUGCAAAAGAUGCAUUGUUACUGUGGUGUCAGAUGAAAACUGCAGGCUAUCCUCAUGUAAACGUCACCAAUUUCACCUCCAGCUGGAAGGAUGGAUUGGCUUUCAAUGCCCUUAUUCAUAAGCACAGGCCUGAUCUGAUUGACUUUGAGAAACUGAAACACUCAAAUGCUAGGCACAACUUGGAGCAUGCUUUUAGCGUGGCAGAGCGGCAACUUGGCAUCACUCAACUUCUUGAUCCAGAAGACGUCUUUACAGAGAACCCAGAUGAGAAAUCCAUCAUCACCUAUGUAGUUGCUUUCUACCACUACUUCUCCAAGAUGAAGGUACUUGCCGUUGAAGGGAAGAGAGUUGGAAAGGUAAUGGACCAUGCAAUGGAGACUGAGAAGAUGAUUGAUAAGUACAGUGGCUUGGCUUCAGACCUGCUGAUGUGGAUAGAACAGACCAUUGCUAGUCUCAAUAGCCGCAAGUUUGCUAAUUCUCUGGCAGGCGUGCAGCAGGAGCUCCAAGCCUUCAGUACAUACCGCACAGUGGAAAAACCACCCAAAUUUCAAGAAAAAGGGAACCUGGAAGUCUUGCUGUUUACCAUCCAGUCAAGAAUGCGAGCCAACAAUCAGAAAGUGUAUACUCCUCAUGAAGGAAAACUAGUAUCUGACAUCAACAGGGCUUGGGAGAAGUUGGAAAAGGCAGAGCAUGAGCGAGAGCUGGCACUGAGAAAUGAGCUUAUUAGGCAGGAGAAGCUAGAGCAACUCGCCCGACGUUUUGAUCGCAAGGCAGCAAUGCGGGAGACAUGGCUUAGUGAAAACCAGCGCCUUAUUGAACAGGAUAACUUUGGAAAUGACUUGCCAGCUGUAGAGGCAGCAAAGAAGAAGCAUGAAGCUAUUGAAACUGACACAGCUGCCUACAAGGAACGCAUCCAAGCUAUAGAGGAGGUGGCAAAGGAGUUGGAGAUGGAGAAUUACCAUGACAUUAAGCGCAUUAUUGCUCGCAAGAACAACAUCCUGAGGCUCUGGGAGUACCUUCUAGAGCGGCUUCAGGCUCGGCGCAGAAAGCUGGAGAUGCAUCUUACACUACAGCAGCGGUUCCAAGAUAUGCUGCAUCUUAUUAACUGGAUAGAUGAUAUGGAAGUAAAACUCUCAUCUCCUGAAUUUGGGAAACACCUGUUGGAAGUGGAAGAUCUUCUUCAGAAGCAUAAGUUGAUGGAGGCUGAUAUGGCCAUCCAGGCUGAGAAGAUCCAUGCUGUCAUUGCAGAUGCCCUUAAAUUUGCCAGUGGAGAUGGUUAUCAGCCAUGUGAUCCACAGGUGAUACGAGAUAGAGUAAAUCACCUUCAGCUGCGCCAGCAAGAAUUAGUGGCAUUGGCUGCACACAGGAAAGCUUGCCUGGAACAGUCCAAGCGCCUUGAAAAGUUCUUUUGGGAACUGGAUGAAGCUGAAAGCUGGAUUAAGGAGAAAGAGCAUAUAUAUUCUGCCUUGGAUUAUGGGAAGGACCUGACCAGCAUUCUCAUCUUGCAGAGGAAACAUAAGGCAUUUGAGGAUGAGCUUCGUGGCUUGGGAACCCACCUGCAGCAAACAAUCACAGAGGGAGAAACCAUGAUUGCUCAAAAACACUUUGAAGCACCUAAAAUAUGCAAUAGAAUUAAGGAUGUGAAAGCCCUCUGGGCUCAGCUACAGGAACUAGCUGCUUUCCGCAAGAAGAACUUGCAAGACGCUGAGAGCUUCUUUCAGUUCCAGGUGGAUGGAAAUGACUUGAUGGCCUGGCUCCAGGAUGCCAAUCGCCUGGUGUCCAGCGAUGAUGUGGGGCAUGAUGAGUAUUCCACUCUAGCCCUGGUAAAAAAGCACAGGGACCUCUUAGAUGAAGUAGCAGCCAACAAGAAAGUGAUAGACAAUUUGAACAGGCAAGCACAGAGCUUUCCCACAGAAUUCCGGGACUCUCCAGGAUUCGAGGAUACACUGAAGGCCAUCCAGGCAAUGUACAGUGAAGUUGUGUCUUUAGCAGAUCUGCGCAGACAGAAGCUACAAGAUGCCCUGGAUCUGUACACAGUUUUCAGUGAGACUGAUGCAUGUGAGCUUUGGAUGAGUGAGAAGGAGAAGUGGUUGGAGCAAAUGGAGAUUCCUGAUACUCUGGAAGAUUUGGAUGUUGUGCAGCACAGGUUUGAUAUUUUGGAGCAGGAGAUGAACAAUCUGGCUUCUCAGAUUGAAGGAGUCAACCGAGCUGCCUUUAGCCUAAUAGAAAGCGGCCAUCCCCGCAGUGGAAAAGUGAGGCAGUGCCAAGAGCAUCUGAAUGCUCG